Molecule: messenger RNA, 1003 nt
Organism: Prosopis cineraria
Lineage: Eukaryota; Viridiplantae; Streptophyta; Magnoliopsida; Fabales; Fabaceae
Product: DNA-directed RNA polymerases II and V subunit 8A-like
Exons: 6
Coding region: 401-820 (139 amino acids)
Biological process (GO): DNA-templated transcription
Cellular component (GO): RNA polymerase II, core complex; RNA polymerase I complex; RNA polymerase III complex
Molecular function (GO): DNA-directed RNA polymerase activity
Source: RefSeq, a predicted model, not a curated record
CUUUCUUGUUUUGUUGCCCUCGUCGGCCUGCGAAGCCGAAACUGUGCCGUCUGCUCUCACAAGACAAGCCACUGGCCGCUACCACUGUCUCCGUCAGUUCUCUCUUCCUCUCUCGACUGACGGACUCUGACUGGCUAUCUUCCCUCUCGCUCAGCUGAGCGAAGCCGAAGCUCUGUUCAAGUGUUCACCCACCGUCGAGGCUGAAGGAGAAUCGGAGAUUGUUCGUUAAGGUGUGAUUUUAAUAUUGCGAAACUGUGAGGAAAGGAAAACGAAAAGGGACUAUGCUUUUGUGGUUUUCGAGUCAUUCAGUAAUCUCUCAUAUUGUAGAAGUAAAUAUUAUGAAAUAUGGUCUUGUUCUUAGAGCUUGUGUGAUCAGUUGGACAUAAAUUGCUGUUGGAAGAUGAGUGAGUUUCUAUUUGAUGACAUUUUCAAGGUUGAGGAUGUAGAUCCAGAUGGUAAAAAGUAUGAUAAAGUGUCUCGGAUUGUGGCAAAAAGUGAGAAGCGUGACAUGUACAUGCUUCUGGAUGUAAAUACAGAGCUUUAUCCGCUGAACAAAAAUGAAAGAUUCUUGAUGGUUCUGUCUCCCUCACUGGUUUUAAGUACAAAGGAUGGCAAAGUGUCCAUUCAAGACAAGUUUGAAUACAUCAUGCAUGGAAGGUUAUAUAACAUCACAAAAGAAGGUUCCAAAGAUGAACACGAAGUUGAGGUCUAUGUAUCUUUUGGUGGGCUACAGAUGAUGCUGAGGGGCCAUGCUUCGAACUGUCUCAAAUUUGCGAUGGAUCAGACCUUGUUCUUACUAAUAAGGAAGAUUGAAACUUAAAGCUUUUAUCCUGUAAUUGCUGAUGAAUUUUCUGGAGGGGUGAAAGAUGAAUCUGAUAUAGUUUAGGUUUAUUAAACUGUUAACUUUUUAAACUUUGGAUUGUUACAGAAUUUCAGACCAUAUGAGAAGGACCAUAAGCGUAUCUGAUUUUAUGGUUAUCUUAUUAUAUGUCUUGCUUGAUUA